Messenger RNA from Rhizophagus irregularis DAOM 181602=DAOM 197198, 344 nucleotides. Lineage: Eukaryota; Fungi; Glomeromycota; Glomeromycetes; Glomerales; Glomeraceae. The record is from RefSeq and is a predicted model, not a curated record.
AUGGCAAUGAAUCCAUCGUUCAAUAAAUGGGUUAAGGAGUCUCCGACAUUAUCAUCAAUGUGCACAUUAUUUUCAGCUAUUGAUAUACAAAUAUUAAACACUUUAUCGUCGGAUUUAUUUGGUCUUAUAAUAUUUUCAGCUCCUUUUACUCAAAGAUCAAAAAAAAUAAUGCUUUGGGGUGUUUUCAUAAUCAUUUUUGUUGAAGAUAUACCUCAAAUCAUUAUCCAAGGUCUAUAUUACAAUAGUGUCAUAACAUAUGAUCUUAUUCCAUCUCUUGUGCUUGCAUCUGGUGGAUUAGUUAUAGCAAAUAAAUUAGUUCUAAGGUCAUAUCACGCGUUAUUAAG